UUGGCUCAACGCUUGACAAGGCAAGCGAGACAACGCUGAAGUAGAAUAGAGCCACGCUGCUUUCUUGAAUUUUUAAAUAAUAGUUAUUUGUUUUUGACCUUUUCUGUAAAUUUAUAAUAAAAAAUCGUGAAUUAAAUGGUAAUUGUUUGGUUGCAAUUGAGCUGACAAUUCAAGCAAUCCUAUUCAAACCUCAGUGACGCGAGGAAUCGCUGAGAGGUUGAUAAUAUUAUAUUAGAUCAACACGUGCUAACGUAGUAAAUCCGUUUUAAAUAUGUCAGAAGCCGAAGCUGCUGUGAACCCGAAGGCAUACCCACUAGCUGAUGCUACACUGACUGCUAAAAUACUUAAUCUCGUUCAGCAAGCUGCUAACUACAAACAGCUAAGGAAAGGUGCAAAUGAAGCGACUAAAACACUAAACAGGGGUCUCUCUGAAUUUAUCAUUAUGGCAGCAGAUACUGAACCUCUGGAAAUUGUAUUACACAUUCCUAUAUUGUGUGAAGAUAAAAAUGUACCUUAUGUGUUUGUGCGCUCAAAGCAGGCUCUAGGCAGAGCAUGUGGUGUUUCUCGCCAAAUCAUCGCCUGUUCCAUUACCAUAAAUGAGGGCUCUCAAUUGAAGCCUCAGAUUCAGAGCAUUCAACAAGAAAUAGAAAGACUUUUAGUUUAAGUAUGUGUGUGACACAGUACAAAGUAUUGUUAUGUAUUGGUUAAUAUGUGGGAAAUAAAAACUAUAUUUACCAGAA
Molecule: messenger RNA, 740 nt
Organism: Leptidea sinapis
Lineage: Eukaryota; Metazoa; Arthropoda; Insecta; Lepidoptera; Pieridae
Gene: hoip
Product: NHP2-like protein 1
Exons: 2
Coding region: 272-664 (130 amino acids)
Biological process (GO): maturation of SSU-rRNA; ribosome biogenesis; mRNA splicing, via spliceosome
Cellular component (GO): precatalytic spliceosome; nucleolus; U4/U6 x U5 tri-snRNP complex
Molecular function (GO): RNA binding
Source: RefSeq, a predicted model, not a curated record